CUUUCAAAGCGCGGUUACAUGUGUUCGGCUUUCUGAGGCCAAGUUCAUGUCACGGCCCUCAAUUGUCUUUUUUAGCCCCCCAAAGUCAAGGCGACAAUGUCAAGAGGGCAGCCAGGGGUUAUCACUAUAGAAGUGACUGCUUCCAGACUAGACGGUCCUUCUUAAAAUAUUUCAUUCACCAACUCGCUUUAUUCCAAACUGCCUCUGCUGACAAAUCACCACCACCAUGUUUUCGCUCAUGCAAAAAAAUAAUUUUAUUCAGGUCUCACGUUGCGGCACGCGUUUAGCAAAAAACGCGCGCCUGCUCACUACGGUUACUCCACCAAGGGAUAGAUCUCGAGAGCAGCAAGUCCAAGAACAGCAGCAGCGGAACGCCGAGGCCGGACACCUCACAGAGUUGGUGCGCGACUUUCUCGACCCUGGCGAAUUUUAUCAAGCCGUCAGAGACAUCGGAAUAGACUUUUUCUGCGGAGUGCCCGACUCUCUAUUGAAAGAUUUUUGUGCUUAUGUGACCGGCAAUGUUCCGUCGUCCAACCACAUCAUCGCCGCCAAUGAAGGAAAUGCCGUCGGCAUUGCUGCCGGCUACCACCUUGCUACUGGAAAAUCUGCUAUGGUUUACUUGCAAAAUUCUGGUUUGGGAAACACGGUGAAUCCGCUGGUGUCGAUGACUUCAAGAGAAGUGUACAGCAUGCCGCUGCUCCUUCUGGUCGGUUGGCGCGGCGAGCCCGGAAAACGUGACGAGCCGCAGCACCUUUUGCAGGGCCAAGUCACACCAGGACUCUUGGCGGCCCUCGGAAUUCCUUUCCAGUCGCUUCCCGACUACAUCGAAGGCGCCCGCGACGCGCUUUACACGGCCAAAAAACACUUGCAGCACAACAACAGCGCCUACUGCCUGCUUGUCAAGAGACAAACUUUCCUGCCACACUUGCUCGCACCACCAGAAUCCAAGUAUCAGCUAAAGAGAGAAGACGCCGUCAAACUGGUCGUUGCAAAUUUGAAAGACAGGGACGUGGUGGUUUCGACAACAGGAAUGCUCUCUCGAGAGUUGUUCGAGUUCAGGAAGUCCGCAGGACAGGGACACGAGCGCGACUUUUUGACUGUGGGCUCCAUGGGACAUGUUUCGUGCAUCGCUCUUGGCAUCGCAAUUCAGAGGCCAAAAAGACAGGUUUUCUGUAUUGAUGGAGAUGGCAGUGUGAUUAUGCACAUGGGCGCUCUGGCUGUGAUCGGACAAACAGAACCUCAAAACUACAAACACAUAAUAAUCAACAACGGAACCCACGAUUCCGUCGGUGGCCAACCGUCCGCCGCCUUGGAUGAAACAAGAUUUCAGCUGCCCAAACUAGCCGUUGCUUGUGGCUACAAGGAGGCCAGAACGGCGGUGACACCUGAGGAAAUCAAGGCUGGCGUCGACUGGCUGCAUUCGACGAAGGGUCCGAUCGCCCUCGAAAUCAAAGUGGCUUCCGGAAGCCGAAAAAACUUGGGUCGCCCGACGAGGACGCCGAUCCAGAACAAAAACGAUUUCAUGCACUUCUUGGCGCUCAGUUAAAAAUAAGUUGGAAAAAAACUUUCUUUUACUCCAACCACCGUAAACGAUACCUCAUUCAAUUAAUGUGCAGCAACCGUGAUGCCUCAAUUUCAGUCUCUUGCGACGAGACGGGCGCGGCAAAUGUGUAUUAUUUACUCGUUAAGGCCACCUUUGAUCAACCACCUUUGUCUGCACAUCUUGAAAUAAAAUAUAAUAACUAAAAGAUGGGCGUUACUCUGCAGCAAAAAAAAAUCACGUUUAAAUAUGAAUCGAGGAAGAUUUUAUUUCACUUAACUUGAAUAAUAAUUUUUAUAAAUGCGUAUUAAUAACAGAAA
Messenger RNA from Neocloeon triangulifer, 1860 nucleotides. Its product is annotated as phosphonopyruvate decarboxylase-like. The coding region runs from base 227 to 1546 and encodes 439 amino acids. Gene Ontology annotation, molecular function: thiamine pyrophosphate binding; magnesium ion binding; phosphonopyruvate decarboxylase activity. The record is from RefSeq and is a predicted model, not a curated record. The transcript is spliced from 9 exons. Gene Ontology annotation, biological process: organic phosphonate biosynthetic process. NCBI's taxonomy places the organism in Eukaryota, Metazoa, Arthropoda, Insecta, Ephemeroptera, Baetidae.